CUUCAGCCUCGUUCUUGUUAUUGUGGGGUCGGGGGAGGAGAGAGAGCGCACACACAGCGCAGGAAGAGGGCAGGAAAACGAAACUUCCAUUACACAGACUGUAAACACGCUGCUGGGCUCGGACCGGCUGCGUCACUUCCGUGGGUGUGCGGAGCGACUGGCCGUCCCGGAGACCAGGCAGCCAGGCACUGGGCAACCCGAGUGUGUGCAACGCGUGAGGCCCCGCUAUAUGACAGGCGUUAGAGCCUAUCAGGGCACCGCGGUGUGUAACGGCCGGCCUCGGGUCAUGGAGGCGGAGGGCUGACAGCCCGGGGCGGCUGAGGAAAGGAGAAUGAGCACGUGCCGCUGGUGCACUCCGGGUGGCUCUGUCACCACACAACUGCUGAGGAGCUAUGCCGCAAGGGAGUUGCACAGCGAUGAGCUUACUCACGCCAAUGAGGAUCUCUCCUACUGCAUGGAGUGUGUGGUGGAGUACCAUAGGGUACGAGAUGAAGCACCACAGCUACACAAGGCCCUGUGGAAAAUGGAAACCUCGCGGCUUGUCGCCCAACUGGAGAUAUCCAUGCGUGAAGAGAUAGAUGAAGACGAUGAGCUCUAUUUAGUUGAGGAGGAUGGCGAGAAACAACUGUUUGGGUACACUGGCCCUAACUUUGAGAGCACUGUACGGGUGCCUCUCUUGGAAAUCCUUAAGUAUCCAUAUUUGCUGCUCGACAAACGCGUUAGUGAACUUUGUGUUGAAGCAUUGUGCAAGAUGGAGCAAGUGAGCAACUCAUUUCAGCUGUAUGAGAAACUGGCCGGCGUGUACCUGCUCCUUGUACACCCCAAUGAGAGUAUUCGGCGCUGGGCCAUUUUGACUGCCAGGGCACAGGGAAAGGUGGACAGGGAUGAUUAUUAUGAGUUGCAGCAAGUAUUUACCUGCCUCUUUAAGGUCAUAGAACUCGGCCUGUUUGAAAAUCCUGACAUUUACGUGAAUUCGGAGCUAGAAGAAGGAAAACUGAUCCUGUUACCUGCUCAUUUGUAUGACACCACCAACUACAAGAACUACUGGCUGGGUAUCUGCAUGUUACUGACUGUACUUGAGGAACAAGCUAUGGACUCUUUGUUGCUAGGCCCUGACAAACAGAAUGAUUUCAUGCAGUCCAUCCUUCACGUCAUGGAGAAGCAAACUGAAGAUGAAAGCACAAAUCCCUUCUGGCCUGCACUCCAAUGCUUUAUGCUGAUCCUUGAUCGCCUGGGAUCCAAAGUGUGGGGACAGCUGAUCGAUCCCAUCCAGGCAUUUCAAACCAUCAUAGCAAGUCCAAGUUACAACAGCGAGAUCGAGAAAAUAAGGGAAAGCUGCCAAAGGCCAACUAAGUGUGAACCUGAUUCGGAUGAUGAGGACUUGGUGUCAUGCAGCCAGAUUGUGUACAAUUUUAAAACUGAGAGGGUAAAAAAGGACACUGGACGGAAAAGUGUAGUUUGCUACGAUUAUUGUCCCAACAUGUAUGAAGAUAUGCAGAGUCUCUCCAAUAUCCUUCAGUCUGACAUCGGUCAAGAUAUGCGGGUCCACAAUAGCACAUUCUUGUGGUUCGUUCCAUAUGUUCAGUCUGUCAUGGACCUUAAAGACUUGGGAAUUGCUUACAUAAUGGAAGUGAUUCAUCACCUAUACUCGGAGAUAAAGUAUGUCCUCAAUCAGAGAAUUUAUCAAGUUGACAAAGUUGCAGAACUUUUUAUCAGGGUUUUGGUGUCUAUAAUUGAACUGCACAGAAAUAAAAAGUGUCUCCAUUUUCUCUGGGUGAGCUCACACAAGUGGGUGGAAGCCCUUGUGAAAUGCUCUCUAAUUCCAACCAAAGACGCUGGGUGCAGAUCCAACACAAAAAUAACAUCAACCACCUCCUCAUUGUGCUCCUCCCCAAACUCACAGACCUCCUCUUCUGUCCAGAUUGCCUGCAUCCAGUGUAUCAGAAACCUCUUGCGAGAAGGCUUCCAGUUAGGACAGCAAGCAACUUGUAAACCAUACCUAGACAAACUUAAUCUCCUAAUGAGGGGGAACAUUCUCUGGAAUCUAGAACUCAACAAGACAGAGGUUCAAGGUUUACAAACAUGUCUCACGCAAAUCAUUAAAAGUGUUAAGGACAGGGCUUCCACAAUUCCUAAUUCCCCUCUGGAACAAGCCACCACAAGUAAGGCUCAGUCUGUUCCUUUCAUUAAGACAGAAAGGAUUGAUGAUGAUGAUGAUGACUGGUAUGGGCCUAGCAGUGGUUCUCCCCUGCCAUCUCCAGAGAUAAAGCUUUCCUCAGAUCGCAGUUUAGAAGAACUUUUUCAUGUUAAAAUGGAAGCUCCAGAUAAAAGAAAUUUGGAAGCAGGACUUGUUUGCAUGCCUAGUUCAGUUAUAACCCCUUCAGUUAGAGAGGCAUCUGUGCAGGAAACAGAAUAUUUGGCUUCUGUCCCUAAAGCUGAGUGUUCAUCAGUUCUGGAGAAUUUUAAAUCCAAAAGAGAUCUGACAGGGUGGCAAUCCAAACUAUCGAAAGUAAUGUCGAAAUCUUCAAAUGUGAGGGUCCGAAAGAGUUCAGGCAACGAAAGUAAAAGCAGCUGUGAGAAUAAUAAAACAAUUAGCAUUUUAGAUCAAAGCGAUGUACACCUUAAAAGGGAGCGGGAUUCUAGGCUAAACGCAAAACCUUUUGGUAAUGAUCGCGACACAGAUGAAGAGGAUACCGAUGACGAUCUACCUCUGACAGAGAUUAAAAAAAAAAUUGUGUUAAGUAGUCCAUCCCUUCCAGAUAAGCUUCAAGUAAGUGAAGAAUUUGAAAGACUGUCUUUAGAAAACAAUCCUAAAACUAAGCUUCUGAAGAGGGAGUUUCAAGAUGCAAGGGAAUCUAAAUCUUCAAAUGAUUGGGCAAUGCAUAGCGAAACAGAUGAUGAGCUUCCAUUGUCAGAAGUUAAGAAAAAGCUGUUAGUAAAAACGGCAAAAAAGAGGACUCUCUCUGAUUCCCAGGUGGAUCGUGAUCUUGAUCAUUUAUCUUUGGUGGCACAAGCAAAAACUUUAAACUUUGAUUUAAGCCAAGAGGACAAGGAUUCAGAAGAAUUCUGCUCUAUAAAGAGGAAAGUUAAGGGAGCCGUGAGGUCUGUUUUUAUUGAUAACUCCCCUGAUCAAAUCAUAACCAUCUCUGAUGACUCUUCUGACGAGGCUCAAAAAGCCUCUCCUAACUCUAUUAAAGUGGAGAAGCCUGAAACUUUCCAAGAUGCUGCUUUAGCUAGUUUUGUACCAAAGAAAGAACAAAUUAAAACUGAACCAGCCUUUGAAAAUUGCGACGAGUAUAAUUCACAGUGUUUUGAGUUUGAAACGGAGGAUGAUAUUUAUUCUGCCUGGGAAGACCCACAGUUGGAGGAGCAAAAGCCUGUUCUGCAAGAAGAUAAAUGCAAAAACCCUGACACAAAUAACGCCAAUAUCAGCGAUGUUGACUUGAACAAUUUUGAUCAGUGGGGUUAUGAUACAGACUAUAUCUGUGAUGAUAUAAUCGAGAAGGCAGCAGAAGAUGCUGAAAGACAGUUUAAACAAUCUACAUCUUCAAAGGUUCAGACAGCAGCUGAAUGUUCCAGUAACAAAUCCAUGGAUGAAAGGUUGAGUUCAAAAUUAUUUAAUGCAAAAAGUUCAGAUGAGUCUGCUACUAAAAGUGCUAAAACGGAUUCUAAAAGAAAAGUUGUGAACAUCCCAAAAGUAACUUCAUCAAUACGCCCAAUGACGAACGUGACAAAAAAAUUGCAUGAUUCAGGAAUGCACAGAAAAAUGCCGAAUGCCAAAAUAAACAAAAAUAAAAGUCCAUUAAAAGCCGUUCCGCAUGUUAGGAAGCUUGGAAGUCCAGGCAAAGCAUUACCUGCUGUGGUGCCACCAAAGAAACUACGUAAGCAUCCUGAGCCAACUACAACUGCUGAAGAGCUUGGAUUUAAGAAGCCUCCAAGAAAAGCCUUCAACUUGUCCCAACGCUCACUUGAUAGCCUAACACACCUGCGUAACCACGGGAAGUCAGCUGGGUUUGUUGAGGCCAAAAAAUCAAAAACUAAGCCCACUUCUCCAAAGUCUUUAUUGGUGAAAGGAAAUAAGAAAUUGUUGGCUUGUCAAGAGGCCCAGUUCUAUCGUCAGUCUAGACCAAAGGAGACAGAGAAAAAACGAAAGCCAAGUAAUCAAUUGGAGAACAGUGCCCGAAAUGUAGAAACCUCUGUAAAGGAAAGUGAGCGCAAAACGGAAGGAGCAGCUUCUGUUAAGAAAAAACAGGGCAGAAAUGAGACAAAUGCAGACGUUUCUAGAAAGAGAGAGCACGGCAGCCAUAGGUCUUUGAAAGCCACUAAAGGUUCAUUGCAGACGUCCAUGACUAAUGCUUCUGAAGCUACAAAGGAAGUUGGCUCCAAUAGUUCUCCACGGGCCAAUGAAGUUCAACAGUCUGUGCUUUUACAAGAAGAUAAUGUCCAGUCUUCUACUGGGGCUGAAUAUAAGCAAGAUAGAGAUGAUGAUGACGAUGAUGAUGGAGAUUUAUUUUUAACCCAGACUGAUCCACUUGACAUGGAAUUGUGUUCACAAGUUGAAUCUGAAAUAUCUGUUGGAAUGCUUAACAAUAUGAAUACAUUCAGCAUGGUGGAUUCCUAUGCACCCGAUGUUGUCCCGAUAUCAAAAUGCAAAUACAUUGGUUGUCUGGAGUCUGUCACCAUUCCUGGUGAUUCCUGCCCUAAACAUACUGUACCUGACAAUGCGAGUGAUCACCAAUUUGCCAGACCUGGAUUGCCCCCUUCUCUUCAGAAACCUACCAAACCUUCCACGACUAAAGUUUUUUCUUCUGGGAUGACUUCUCGGACCGCCAGCCUCACAAAGGAUAUAGAAAACCUUCCAGUGGUUCCAAAAGCUAAAGCCCAGCCAGCAAAGACCCCAGUGUCUAGAGCAGCUAUUCCUUCACAUCAGAACAAAACUCCAGUUUCCCACAAUACAAGUAGUGUUUUGCAACCACUUAUAAACCAAAAUAAUGUCCCUCUACAGCCCACUUUGAACAAUAUUCCAGACACUGGGAAAUCUCCAGUAGCCGGCAGUUGUUUACAACAACGUGAGCAAGUUUGGCUUACACGGGAGGUGCUACGGUGGACAUUUGAGAUGUUUGACAACCUAUCUCAGUUUGGACCCCCUAACAAUCUCUGCCAGUUACCUCUGCUGAAGGUGCCUCUCAGGUUUUCUUGCUUCGAUGAGUACUUUAAUGUCUUUGUCCCCUUGAUGCUACUCAACACUUUUGAAUCGCUGGCACAGGAAUGGGCAGUAAAGCAACGGGCACUUAAUACCCAUAUGUACAAGCUGUACUUGCAGAAUUUCUGUCUCGACAGCCAGCUGAACCGGGGAGAGUUUCAAGUGUGGAUUCGGGAUGCAGAUUUGAACUUUCAGCGACACCCAAAAGAGGACGAUUUAGUGUUUCUGCUCACCCCGGAGUCACCCAGUAACUUAUCCGGAGAGGAGAAGGAGUUUCAGGCUCCAGGGGUCUAUCAUACAGGACAUGUUUUCCGGUUUACACGCUCACAGCGUACAGAGAGCUAUGAGAAGGAACAGUACACAAUGUGCGACCUGUGUAUCCACACCUAUGGAAAUCUGUCCGCUUACCGCAAUCAGCAAGUGCAGUGUAUAGUGAUCGGCAGCCUUAUAACUACGCAGCGGCAAUUUAAAGCUUUGCUCCAGAUGCAGCGGAAUCCACUCUUCAGACCCAUCAUUCACCCCAAACCCACAGACUUCUUACCAAGAGAUAUUACAGAAAACGAGCUCAGCCUGUUUCCCAGCUUGAAGGAGUAUAACAGUGACCAGAGAUAUGCCAUCGAGAAGGCCCAUGCCAUAGUGAAACAGCAUCCUCGUUUGGCCAGAAUAUGUUUGAUCCACGGACCUCCGGGAACUGGCAAAUCAAAGACUAUAGUUGGCCUAUUAUAUAGAAUUCUUAUGGAGAGUAAGGGCGGCAAUGUUCCGAUUCAAAACCUUAAUGCCAAAAAUAAGAAGAACAGAGUUCUUGUUUGUGCUCCAUCCAACGCAGCUCUAGAUGAACUGAUGAAAAAGAUCAUAUUGGAGUUCAAGGAUAAAUGUCACGACAAAAAGAAUACCCUCGGAAACUGUGGAGACAUAAACUUGGUGCGCCUGGGUUCGGAGAAAACCAUAUCCUCAGACGUUGUAAGGUUCAGUCUGGAUUGUCAAGUAAACUACAAAAUCAAUAGAGCUCAGCAGGAUCACAGCAUCCACAGGCAUAAAGAGGCGUUAGACAGACAACUGGAUGAACUGUCCCGACAGAGAGCUAUGGAACGAUGCAACAAGCAGACUUGCGAAGAAUUGGAUCAGAAAAUUGCUAAGCUGUCAAAGGAAAGGCAACUGAUGGCUAAUUCUCUGAAGGAGCUGCGCAGACGGCCUCAGGAAUUUCAGCGGAACAUCAUCCUGGAGUCCCACAUCAUCUGCUGCACGUUGAGCACGAGUGGGGGAAUUUUGCUGGAAUCUGCCUUCAGGUCAUUGGGACAGGAACCCUUCAGUUGUGUCAUUGUGGACGAGGCUGGACAGUCGUGUGAAGUGGAGAACCUUAUCCCACUCCUCUUCCGAUGCUCUAAACUGGUGUUAGUAGGAGAUCCUGAGCAACUUCCAUCCACAGUUAUCUCCAACAAAGCGGAAGGGCUGGGUUACGGCCAGUCCCUGAUGUCCAGGCUGUGCCAGAACUUGGAGGCCACGGGUACCAAAUCCCCAGUGAUGCAGCUGACCACGCAGUACCGGAUGCACCCCGAUAUCUGCCUCUUUCCAUCAAAUUACUUCUACAAACGGGCUCUGAAAACAGACCGGAUGAUGGAGGAAGUUAGAUGUUCUUCAGACUGGCCUUUCCAGCCGUACAUGGUGUUUGACGUUGCAGACGGUUAUGAGAAGAAAGAAAGAGAGUCAUUUUCCAACCCGCAGGAAAUCAAAUUGGUGGUGGCUCUAAUAAAGCUGAUUAAAAGCAAGAAAAAAGAAUUUUGCUACCGGAAUAUUGGUAUUAUCACCCCGUACAGGGCUCAGAAGAAGAUGAUUAUCGAGGAGCUCAGUAAAGCUUUUGGAAACGAGCAUAAUAUAAGUGAAGUUGAUACGGUUGAUGGUUUCCAAGGUCGACAAAAAGAUUGUAUAAUUGUGACGUGUGUUCGUGCCAACUCUGGUCAAGGCUGCAUUGGCUUUCUGGCCAGUCGUCAACGUCUGAAUGUGACUAUUACAAGAGCCAAGUUUAGUCUUUUUAUCUUAGGGAGCCUGCGAACUCUAAUGGAGAAUAAAGAUUGGAACCAUCUGAUUCAAGAUGCAAACAGGAGGGGAGCCAUCAUUAAGACAAAGGAGGAACAUUAUCAGAAAGAUGUUAACAAGAUCCUGAAGUUAAAACCGAUACCACCAAGGACUCCUUUUAUGCCACACAGCAAGCCAGUAGAGCGAUAUACAGAAGGCUUUUCCCACACGCUACAAACAGGGCCACCUGCUAGAGAAUUAAAUAAUCCCCCUAGGCCAACAGUAAGCCCUGCACCUCAGCGUCUUGUGGCUCACCCAGCUGUGGACAUCAGGAACCUACCAAGCAGUUCAGCACCUGUGGCUAGUAGGAGGCUCCAAGAUCCCAGAUUGGCACGCCGACAGGAACCAGCAAGAGGUGCCAGUGCACCACAUUCCGCUCUACAGCAGCAGCAGUCAGAUGCAAACCAAACCCAAGGUCACCUUCAUUCGUCUUCAUUAGCUGGAGGUAGACCACCUCAACAACCCUCAGCUAGUCUUCAGCGGUCCCACAGUGACCAGGGCGAUGGUAACCGCUUCUCUAGACACCAAGAUUAUCGAGAGCGCAGGGCCUCAGAUGACUCCGGCCAUGAAGUGAAGAAAAGAAAAGUGUUGUAGUAUGUUUAAGGCUAAACCUACUCGUCAUGGUGGCAUUUACAGUCCCAUGCACCAGCACAGCCUUUUAUAUGUACUGGUACUGUGAAAUCCCAAGGGAGCCAGACGAGCCUCUGCUAUGCAUAAACCCAUUACUAAUCCUCCUUUUGUGCAGAUAUGUAUUUAGAACUUACCAUGCAAAAGCCAUCUAGAGAAAUAAAUCCUUGAAUUCUUACCCUUAAACGCACAGAGUAAUUGGGAUCGUUUGUACAAUAAAUGUAAGUAAAACUGUAAAAUAGUAGUAUGGAGAUCAGUGUGAAGAGCUCUUAUUUUUAUUGGAGAAAAAGAAUUUAUAAUCGCGUGAAAGCUGUUUUUUUGUGUAUUCUUUGUUAAUUUGUUUUUGUUUUUCAUUUUUGUAUCACCUGGUUCAAGCUGCCCUGAUGCUGCUGACAUCACGUUUGCAAGGCACCUUCCCUCUCUAUACUUUGAGUUUCAGGGUUUUAUAAAUAGUCUAUGCUGUUUCUUCCAUGCUCUAUGCCUGUUUUAUGCAGAGACAAAAUGGAAACUUGGAAGUGUACAAGUUUCAACAAUCUUCCAAGGUGCUACUUUCUCCUCUUCCAUUUCUACAAGAGAAAAUAAAUUCAGAAUUCUGUUCCUUUUUUAUGAAGGAAGACCUA
Messenger RNA from Pseudophryne corroboree (corroboree frog), 8523 nucleotides. RefSeq names its product senataxin (gene SETX). Lineage: Eukaryota; Metazoa; Chordata; Amphibia; Anura; Myobatrachidae. Gene Ontology annotation, molecular function: transcription termination site sequence-specific DNA binding; helicase activity. The record is from RefSeq and is a predicted model, not a curated record. Gene Ontology annotation, biological process: termination of RNA polymerase II transcription. The coding region runs from base 332 to 7870 and encodes 2512 amino acids. Gene Ontology annotation, cellular component: nuclear body. The transcript has 25 exons.